AUGUUGACCCUGUUUGGCCUGCCGUGCAUCAGUGCGAGCAGUUUCUUUCGCCAUCAGCGCCGCUACACCAUCCAUGUAAUCGUUCAGGCCUGGCAGAAUGAUCAAACCAAGAAUUUUAGUGACCUACGGGCAAUGGAUGGCGGGCUUGUUCUUGCUGGUGACUGCAGGUCAGAUUCUCCUGGGCACUGCGCAAAGUAUGGGUCAUACUCUCUGAUAGAGGACAGAGUGAACAAGGUGGUGGAUGUUCAGCUUGUUCAGAGCUCAGAGGUCCCCAACAGCUCAUGGUGUGAGCUUGAAGGGCUCAAGCGCAGUGUUGGCCUGCUGAGGGGAAACGACCUGCAUUUGGCAACGCUGAUCACGGACCGACAUCGCCAGGUUGCCAAAUGGGUGAGAGAGGAGCUGAUCCCUGAAGGGACACAGCAUUAUUUUGACGUGUGGCACAUUGCCAAAAGUCUUGGGAAGGCAUUGGAUGCAGCAUCCAAAGAGUGUGACCAACUACAGUUGUGGAGGCCAGCUAUAGUGAAUCACCUCUAUUGGACUGCAGCCUCAACCCCAGAUGGCAACCCAGCGGUCAUGGAGGCCAAAUGGAGAAGUUUAGUGAACCACAUCCAGGACAUCCAUGACCAUGACACCCCUGCCUUCUCCAGUUGUGCCCAUGGCCCUCUAGACGGAGAUCAGCGCAACAAAGAGUGGCUGGACCCAGGCUCAUUGGCAGCAGUCAAGUUGGAGAACAUAAUGAUGAGGACUGCCUUACUGAAAGAUGUUCGACAGCUGUCUCCACAGCACCAGACCUUCUCCCUUGAGGCUUACCACUCCCUCAUCUUGCACUUCGCGCCCAAGCACACAGGGUUUUCAUACCUUGGGAUGUAUAGCAGGCUUCUCUUAGCGGCGCUGCAUUAUAAUCACAAUGCCAAUCGCGAGACAGCACGGAGAAGUGACGGGACGGAGAAGUACUGCGUGCGGUAUCCGCGCUUCAGAAAAGGUGCCCAUGUGGUGCGUCCCAUCAAAGAGGCAGCCUCAUACGGUUAUGCAACAUCAUUAAUGAAGUUCCCUUCGGGAGAGCUACGCCAAUUCACCCGCGGUUCUUCGAGAGGUUAGCGCCAAUUUGUCCUCCGAUGCACCCGCCCCCAUCGCCAAAUCCUUCGAACAGAUUCCUAAGGA
This is a messenger RNA of Gadus macrocephalus (Pacific cod), 1161 nucleotides long. RefSeq lists its product as uncharacterized. Bases 1 to 1098 code for a protein of 365 amino acids. The record is from RefSeq and is a predicted model, not a curated record. NCBI's taxonomy places the organism in Eukaryota, Metazoa, Chordata, Actinopteri, Gadiformes, Gadidae. The transcript has 8 exons.